AAAAUAUAUAAACUCUAGUUGUGUUAGUGUAUUGGUUAUGUCACAGAUCCUAACGACUAUAAGCUACUGAGUACCCACGUGUGUUUGGAAUCAGUUGAUUUUGUCACAAGAACACAAUCUGCACAUUUGUUGUGCACUGCAUUUUAAGAAGAUUAAAAUUUACUUGAUCCAGACUCAUGAAGACUCUGAGCAUAACCUUCAAAACUUUAUGUUAUGUGAAAAACACUUACCAAUAUAACGCACUAAAACCCCUGUUUACUGUUGUACCAAGGAACGUUCCAGAACCAGAAUUGGAUAUAGACUACUUAUGUAAUUUAAAAUAUAAAUUAGAAAUAGAAGAAAAUAUUAAACGUAGAAAAGGAGUUGGAAAUAUUAACCGCGUAUUUGAACUGCACAGAAAAUUACAAAAUGACACACUCAGUGAAGAAAACAGGAUGGAUUUAAUGAAAGAAUUCAAAGAGGCAGCAAAACAAAUACCAAACAAGACAUGCCCCUUGGUAGCACUUUAUGAUGAUAGUCCUAAAGUAGUUAAAGUCAUAGGAAAUAAAACCAAGUUUGAUUUUCAACCAAAGGAAUUCAGUGAUAUUGCUAAAAUGUUGCAUUUGAUGAGAACUGACAAUCUUUCAAAUAUGUCAGGUCAUAAAAGUUAUUACUUCAUGGGUGAAUUAGCAGAAAUGGAACAGGCCCUUGUGUGGUUCACAGUGAAGAAACUAUUGGCAAGCAAUUUCCAGCUUAUAUCUGUUCCUGACAUUUUGCCUUGCCAAAUAAUUGAAAGCUGUGGCUUGACCGUAAAAGAAGACAGGACCCAGGUGUACAUGCUAGAUGACCACUUAUAUGAGGGAGACCAUUGUCUGUCGGGCACAGCGGAAAUGGCACUAGCUGGUUACCUCAUGAACCGAGAGCUUUGCGUGACAGAACUGCCUCUGAGACUUGCUGCAGUUAGCAGGUGCUACAGGGCAGAAACAUCUCGCAUGUCAGAGGAGAGGGGUAUCUACAGAGUUCACCAGUUCACAAAGGUGGAGAUGUUUGGGGUGACAGAACAUGACAGUUCAGCAGCAUUGCUGGAGGAGUUUCGAGAGCUGCAGGAAGAAACAUUUUCAUCACUGGGGCUUCAUCUUCAGACUCUGGACAUGCCUCCCCAUGAAUUAGGGGCACCUGCUUUCCGAAAGUAUGACAUAGAAGCUUGGAUGCCAGGAAGACAAAUGUUUGGUGAGGUGUCUAGUUGCAGUGACUGCACAGACUACCAGUCCCGCCGCCUCAACAUCAAGUACCAGCCAAGAGAUGGUGGCUCCAGUUUACAUGCGCACACAUUGAAUGGGACGGCCUGUGCUGUACCCAGGAUGCUGAUUUCUCUGUUGGAAACACACCAGCAAGCUGAUGGAAUAGUUGCAAUACCUGAACCUCUUCAGCCUUACAUGAAAGGCAAAGUUGUCAUCGGUUUCCAGGACAAUAUCCCAGAAAUGAAGUUUGUCAAGUCAAAACACAAAAAGGAUAUUCACCGAGACCAGGACUAAAUAUCUGUGGACAGCUGUCUAUGACUUUCUCUUCAAAGAAACCUUACCACAUAGCACAGCAUUGUAAAAUCAGUACUGCUCAAAGACUGUUACAUGACUUAUACUGGGUCUAUGUGCCAUAUAUCACCAUUUUGCCUAGCUCGAGAAUUGUACAUUGUAAAGCAUUCUUUGUCGAUAAAAUGAACACCACAGAUGAGAGUAUUAGUGCUGUUCAGUGUAAAGAAAUGUCUUCUGUAACUAUAAAGUGAAAUAAAAUAAUACAAAAGGAGUCUAAAACAAAUUAUUUAAAGGUAUAGGAUCAAUUGUUCACUUUUCUGACACAAAUUUUAAUAACAUGAAUAUGUAUGCAGAAGAGAAAUUAAAUAGAGAGAAAAACUACUCGUGUAUGAAGCACAA
This is a messenger RNA of Zootermopsis nevadensis, 1910 nucleotides long. RefSeq names its product Seryl-tRNA synthetase, mitochondrial (gene SerRS-m). NCBI's taxonomy places the organism in Eukaryota, Metazoa, Arthropoda, Insecta, Blattodea, Termopsidae. The record is from RefSeq and is a predicted model, not a curated record. Gene Ontology annotation, biological process: seryl-tRNA aminoacylation. Gene Ontology annotation, molecular function: ATP binding; serine-tRNA ligase activity.